AUGAUUGCAAAAAAAUCAGAAAAUAUUCUUCUGAUAAUUUUAAGGUUUUUUCGAGAAGGGAAAUGUUUCGAGGCAAUGAGUUGCUUAAAACGUAUAUUUUCUGGAAAAGAAUAAAGUUUAUUAGGAUUAGAUUUAGUAUAAACCUUGAAAUAAUUGAGAUUAGAAAAUGAAUCAGAAGCAUGCAAAAAAUUAAAUGAAAAUACUCGUUAAAGUCAUCCAGGAUGGGUUGAAUUAUUAUGCAGUUUACUAUAAUAUUAUAUGGAAAGAGAAAGAGGAAGUGCUUAAGUUAUUGAGCAUUUUGAAAAUCUUUUUAAAAAUAGUAAAUGGCUUCUAGAUGAGUAACGUCAUGAGAUCUAUCAAUUUUUAUGUAAAUAGGUUGUUACAGAAUAAUAUAAAAUUGUUUAAAUUAUGAAAAGAAAAGCAAAAGAUUCUGAGGCUGUUAAAGAAGCUUCUCAUGCUUAAGAAAAACUUGAAAGCAAAAGUUUACAAAUAUUUUAAGAAAUGGGAAGAGAAGUCAAUAUUAAGAAUAUGUAAAAACUUAAACUAUUAAAUGCUAAUUAAUAAAUGAAAAUUUAUUUUAAAGCUUUUAAAUUUGAUAGUGCUGCUGCAUGUGAUAAAGUUGAAAAAGAAUAAAAUCUUCUUUUAGCAUCACCAAAAUAAGAUUAAAUAACAUAUCAUUAUUAUAAAGGUAGAAUUCUUAUUUUUGAUUCUAAAUUUUAUGAAGCAUCCUAACAUUUAACUUAAGUUUUGUAAGAAUGUCCGAGAACCUAAAAAGGAUUGUCAUGUGCAAGAUAAGUUUUAAAAUAUUUAAUUCCAAUUAAUAUGUUUAUAGGAAGAUAUCCUAAUAAAGAAUUGAUUGAUUAGUUUAAAGAAUAUGAAUUAUUAUGUACAAGUGUAAGAUAAGGAAAUAUAUCUGGAUUACAAGAAGCAAUUGAUAAAUAUCGAUCCAUAUGGAUUAAGAGAAGUUUAUUAAUUUUGAUGGAUCAAUUAAAAGUACUUUGUUAUAGGAAUUUAUGCAGAAAAGUUUGGCUAAUUAAUUAAUAAGCCAAUAAAAUUCAUUUGGAGUAAUUUUAAAAAGUAAUUUAAUUACUAUUUAUUCAGGCCUUUAGGAUAUCACAUCCAGCAAAUAGCAAUCCUACAAUCUCUGAAGUAUGUUGCAUAAUAGCCAAUUUAAUUUAUUUAGAAUUAAUUAGAGGCCACAUCUAUUUGAACAAUGAAAAAAAUAUUUAUGCUAUCACACUCAGCCCUUAAUAGCCUUUUAAAGAUAAACCAGGUGAAAUUAAAUGGUAACAAUGAUAUCUGUAUUAUAU
Messenger RNA from Paramecium sonneborni, 1310 nucleotides. The record is from the annotation of a GenBank genome assembly. Lineage: Eukaryota; Ciliophora; Oligohymenophorea; Peniculida; Parameciidae.